GUUGUUAUAAACCGGUGCAUGCCGGGAAAAGUGACGCAUCCAGCAUGGCGGCUUACACGGAACAAGAUGGAAAGACAGCCAGCUCCUCGGAUGUGGAUCUAUUACUGCACCCUGAGCUGAUGUCCCAAGAGUUUUUGCAGCUUGUCUUGUGUGGGAAAAACGUCAGCACCAGAGGCUGUGAUAGUCGGGACCGGCUCACAGAGCUUUACCUGCAGCAUGUCAUCCCGCUGCCGCAGAGGAGACUACCGCACAGCCGCUGGGGGAGGAGGAUGGAGAAGAGCCGAGGGAGGCAGUCCUCAGCCGGGCACAGUUCCAGUAACGACCACAGCAGGAAACGGCCUCUGAUCGUGUUUGAUGGCACUUCCUCUCACUCUGGCCCUCUGAAAGUAAAGAAACCAGAGGGAACCGCCGUGUCACCGGGAGUCUCUGACAGGUUAAAACCUCCUCCUGCUGUGAACCUGUCCAACCCCGUCCGCAAGAUAUCAGGAAGCACAUCCUCCUCUUCCUCUUCAUCAUCCAGUCUUUGCAGCACUGACACAGCACAUCUCAAACGGGAGGCAAACAGCACGGGUGGAAUGCAUUCUCCAGAAUCGAAGAAAAAGAUCAGCCAUGUGACGUGGCCCUGACCUCUGACCCCUGUUACCACAGACCUGAUGGGAGCUCACACUCUGCGGGACAGACCGCUCUCCUCCCAACAAAUGCUGUGGUCCAGUAUCUGUGCUCUCCCGUCACAGUCAUCCCACUAAUCACAAACGGAGUGAAAAUCCUCUUUGCCCUUCAUGUGUCACAGCUUUCAGUCUGAGAGCUAACAGGUAGGCCGGUGCUCUGAAGACCCUCCAGCUUCUGAUGUCAAACGUUUCCUCGUUGCUUUCCACAACCUCAAGUGCUCUUACCAUCCGUUAUCAGCAACUCUCAUCAAGUCCAUCAAUUGAAGACCUUCUAGAGGACAACACAAGUAACAUGACUUUUGUUUUCUGAAAUAACAUUCAUGGAAGUUAUAGUUGUUGUUAUUUAGUUUAGAGAUUUGGUUUUGAUCAGAAAGCUUCCAGUACUGCUUUGAAAGGGGUAAACAUGAGUGUGUAAUGAGUUGAAUUUGAUCACCACAACUAUUUAGAAAUGUUUGCUUGCACCAGUUAUCAUUGUAAACCAUCUGAUGCAGCGUUGGUGCUCUUGCAAAAUACAAGAUAACAGAAGAGAGAAUUGAUGCCCUAUGAAUUACAUACAACACACAGUCCACAUCCGGCAAGUUAAACUAUAGUGUUGUGGUUGUGCUGUCGCAAAGACUACUGGAUUGCUUUCCGUAUCCUACUACUAUCGACACAUUUAGCAACUUAUGAAGACCAUUAGGUAGAAAUCAAGACCUAUAUUCCAAUAAGUUCUGUUUGAAUGAACUCCCAAUGUUGCUCGGAGUAAUCGAAGUGCACGUACUUCUGCCAACAGCCUAACAACCAAUAUGCAGAUCAGUGUUUGCCGUCAUCCUAAGCUAGUGCUAGAUAGUACAAGAGGGCUUCUCUGCAUUUAGAUUUACCCGGUAACUUUGGUUGUUUCACCGUCAACUUCUACACUGCUGCGGAUAGUAACUGCAAACAUCUACCAUUGUUACUAUUUGGUAACUGGAGUUAGCAAACUUUUCCUGUUCUUUGCCCAAUAGUUGAAGAUCUUUGUUUUAGCUGUAAAUUGGCCUUUAUUUUGAUUGGAUGGCACUUGGUGGCAGACAGAAAGGGCUUUUAGAGAAACUAUCACACUGAUGGAGUCAUUACUCUAUACAAAUUUAACAUUUACUUAUCAUUAUGAUAAGGGAAAGCAAAAACAUGUCUGUUGCCAUCUUAACUGGAACUGGGGAAAAAACUGUGAUGUAUUUCUUCUCAAUGAGCGCCUCUCCAAUCAUGUUUGGCUUUAUUUAAAUCUCAGUGCUGUAAUACAAGUUGUUCAGGGUUUUUACUCUAGUGUGGUAUUGUACAUAUGUUGCACUUAAAGGUGGGGUAGGUAAGUUUCAGAAACCGGCUCGAGUGCACUCAAAUUUGAAAGUACACAGCCGAAAAGAAUCCGCCCCUUCCUUCAGACUUCCUCACAGAGCACCUCCUCCAACACACAUGCACGCACAUGACGUCAGCAGACUGGUGAAAGGGGCCGCCUGUUGCUGGCGAGUCGUUGAAGUACUGCUGCAAUGCGAGAUGGA
Messenger RNA from Gymnodraco acuticeps, 2179 nucleotides. RefSeq names its product chromosome unknown C2orf49 homolog (gene tslig2). Bases 45 to 626 code for a protein of 193 amino acids. Lineage: Eukaryota; Metazoa; Chordata; Actinopteri; Perciformes; Bathydraconidae. Gene Ontology annotation, cellular component: tRNA-splicing ligase complex. Gene Ontology annotation, biological process: embryonic morphogenesis. The transcript has 4 exons. The record is from RefSeq and is a predicted model, not a curated record.